CGCACGCAAUCCAACUUGUCUCUACAUCCCUUAUCACUUAGAUAAGGUUUUUUCGCACGUAAACGGACAAUUUUUUUUUGUACAUCGAGCCGAAUGAAACAAUAAUUGCGUUUGUACACUGUGAAUGUGAGCUUGUGUGUGUGUGUGUGUGUGUGUGUGGCAAUGAAAGCAGAGUGUGUCGUUUAAAAAGAAACACGGUGAAACGAUAUCGAGACCAUGGAUUGAAAUCGCAACUUGCUACUGGAUGUUUGUUCUGAUUGAAUAGAAAAGUGGGAGUGGACGUUCCGUGACGAACUUCGUUCAUUUUGAUCGUGGAUAUUCGAAACUGUGACAUUUGUGAUUUGCUGCCACUUCGUUCGCAAUGACGACUCCCUUGUAUGUCAUCAACUGGAACGUCAAUUGGCUUUUCUGGGUGCUACUCUUGUUCACCUUUUGUCCAGAGAAAUUACCGUCGUCAGUUUCAGCGGUGGCCGUUGUUUCGGAUUUAUGGAGUCCUAAAGAAUCCGGCAGCUUGGCUGUCCACCAUUCGCACGAGAACAAGCAGCUGGCGACGAUGCCUUCGUUCGACGUGUCUUUGCCACUCAACGUGACCACUCAAUACGGCGCUCAUGCCCAUCUUGUCUGCCGGGUCCAGGAUGUGGCCAACAAAUCGGUCUCUUGGGUGCGCAAGAAAGACGGCCAUUUACUGACGGUCGAUACGGACACUUUUAUCGGCGACGGCCGUUUCCAGGUGCACCAUCCGGCCAAUUCAGACAUUUGGACGUUGCAUUUGAGAGCCGUUCGCGGAUCUGACGCCGGCAAAUAUGAAUGCCAAGUUUCCAGCGAGCCCAAACUAAGCCUCGUCUAUCAAUUAAACAUCGUCGUUCCGCAGGUGGAGAUCAGAGGCGCUCCGGAUAUAUACGUCAUGUCCGGUAGCGGAGUCGCUUUGCAUUGCGUCAUUUCAGGAUUAAUCGAGACCCCACCGUACAUUUUUUGGUACCAUAAAACCGAGAGGAUAGCCGGCUCGGCACUCGAGGAAUCGCGGACGUACGAAGGAUCCAAAGAGGUGGCAGCACUAGCGCCGUCUGGCGCUACGAAAAACGGAUGGAGCGCCCGCGUCACCCGCCUGGGACCUGAUUCUCUUCUGGCCGUCUUGAACGUUCCGCCUGCCACGCCCGACUUUGCCGGCAACUACUCGUGUGGACCUCCUAGCCUCCAACUGGCCAGCGUCACUCUACACGUUCUAAAUGGAGAGCAGCCAGCAGCCAUGCAACACGGGAAGAACGGCGGAAUAGGUGCCGCCCAAUUGGCCAGUUGGUGGAACACAGCGUUCGUGACUUUGCUCUUUAUGAUGGCCGCCAAAUGGAUGUCGACAGCAGCGAUAGCCAACGAGAAACUAGACAAUGAAGUCGCGUCAGUAGAUGGUAAUACGAAACCGAACUGCUCGACCGAUUGGACUGUUUUACCAAUCGGUGGAAAUGAGGUGCCGCUUUGCUGGACGAAAGACGUGUCGUCACGAUGUCCGAUGAUGACUGUCUCGGCACGCAGUUCGUGAUUGCUGAGGGGAGAAAGGAGAAGGGGAAAAGAGCUGGAAACCGGAACCGAGGGGCGCGUGUGGGUCUGUAAAUAUAGGAACAACGCUCGCUGGAAGCCGAUAGGAAGCGCUUGAGAGAAAAACGAGACCUGUGUGGUACAAUAUUGAGCGUUAUUUGACUAUCUAGGUAAUCUAGACACAUUUUCAUUGCAUAAUUAACUUUACCGGCGAUGAAACUCGAUCCCUUCACCAUCUCGUUUCUAUAUUAUUACCUCUUCUAAAAAAGAAAUGGAAAAAAAGGAAUUAAGAAAUGAUUAAAAAAAAAAAAUACAUUUUGAAUGAGUUUGUACAUUUAUACAAUGUUUGGCAUUGUCACAUAUAUACGCCCAGGCAUCCCAAUUCAUUACUUGUCACCCUCCUUCCUAUUUGUUGUGUAUCAUUAUGUUAUGGACUAUGUUUGUACCAGGACGAAACCAGAAUGGUGACAAGUAUACAUAUUUAAUCAUU
Daphnia carinata is the source of this 2020-nucleotide messenger RNA. RefSeq names its product zwei Ig domain protein zig-8-like. Lineage: Eukaryota; Metazoa; Arthropoda; Branchiopoda; Diplostraca; Daphniidae. The record is from RefSeq and is a predicted model, not a curated record. Gene Ontology annotation, cellular component: neuron projection membrane. The transcript is spliced from 6 exons. Gene Ontology annotation, biological process: synapse organization. Bases 362 to 1534 code for a protein of 390 amino acids.